Paramecium tetraurelia is the source of this 1230-nucleotide messenger RNA. RefSeq lists its product as uncharacterized. The transcript has 4 exons. Gene Ontology annotation, molecular function: protein kinase activity; ATP binding. Gene Ontology annotation, cellular component: spindle midzone; chromosome passenger complex; spindle pole centrosome. Lineage: Eukaryota; Ciliophora; Oligohymenophorea; Peniculida; Parameciidae. The record is from RefSeq and is a predicted model, not a curated record. Gene Ontology annotation, biological process: mitotic spindle organization; protein phosphorylation; regulation of cytokinesis.
AUGAAUUACAACUCAUAUUAAUCGUAUAAACCGUAUUCUAGAAAUCAGCAAUAAACCUACCAUAAUAAUCAAAUACUCUCAUACGUGGAGUAGGUUCUCCAGAAAUCUAGAACCAAUUACACUUAACACAAGAUACCUGAAUCAAACCUCAAAUCCAAUUCAAAUUUGCAAAAUAUCAACACUGAUCCUGAUGGCAAAGCUAUUUUGAAUUCCCCCAAAAUAACACCACAAGAAUUGAAAAUCGCUUAGAAAUAAGACACUACUCCAAUUAAAACUAUUCCCCUUCAUCAAUCAUAAUAAAAUAUAGACAGAUAACCAUUAAUUCCGUUAAUUCCGCUUAUGUAAAAUUUAAAAGAAUAGUUUAAAUAAAAAUAAGCCUUUUAAUAACAGAGUCCACCCAAAAAGACUGAAGAACGCUUCAAGAAUUUUAAAAUAAUAAAGAAACUCGGGGAUGGCAAAUACAGUGAAGUGUUUCUAGCAAGACAUUUGUAAACUGGAUUUUUGGUUGCAUUAAAAGUUAUCCAAAAAAAAUAAAUGAUAGAAGAAAUCAUGGAAGCCUAAUUGGCUUGGGAGAUAAAAAUCCAGUAUUUACUUGAUCACCCAAAUAUCACUAAAUUAUACACCUUUUUUUAAACUUAAACUGAAAUCGUUUUGGUUCUAGAGUACUGUUCACAUGGCCAAUUGCUCGGUCUACUCUAAAAAUAACAAAAUCAAAGAUUUCAAGAAAAAGAAGCCUCUAAUUAUGUUCACUAAAUCACCUUCGCAUUAAUGUAUAUACAUAAUAAUGAUGUUAUUCAUCGAGAUAUUAAACCAGAUAAUAUUCUCUUGAGUUUUGGCUAAGCUAAAAUUGCUGAUUUUUCAUUCUGCGUCUACUCUCCUCAUGCUUAUAGAUAAACGCAAUGUGGAACUAUCAUUUAUGCUUCACCUGAAAUCCUGGAAGGAGAUAUGUACGACAAAAAAAGUGAUAUUUGGGGUUUGGGUGUCUUAACAUAUGAAUUAUGUUUUGGUAAACCUCCAUGGAAAGAGCACUAACAAGAAUUAAUGAAAACUGCUUGCUUUUUGAUACCGUCGUCAGCAUCCAAGGAGCUGAGAGAGUUCAUUGAAAGUUUAGUUAAAAGAUUAUCCAGAGAAAGAUUAACCGCAAAGCAGGCAUACAAUCACUCAUGGUUAUAAUAAACUUAACAAGCGCUACCAUAGUUUAUCCAAUAAAAUGUAACCAUAUUUAAUUGA